Molecule: messenger RNA, 3886 nt
Organism: Daucus carota subsp. sativus
Lineage: Eukaryota; Viridiplantae; Streptophyta; Magnoliopsida; Apiales; Apiaceae
Product: LRR receptor-like serine/threonine-protein kinase RGI3
Exons: 2
Coding region: 355-3669 (1104 amino acids)
Biological process (GO): protein phosphorylation
Molecular function (GO): protein binding; ATP binding; protein kinase activity
Source: RefSeq, a predicted model, not a curated record
CCCAAAACAGGCAUCUAAAAUUCCAUAUUUCUCAGUGUCCCUGCAAAACAUAAUGGCCUAGCUGUUCUUGGAUCCGGAGUUUCUGGGUCUUUCAUCUCUUAUUUUUUAUCUCCACAACACACUGCUACACACUACACUACUAGUAGUUGGUUUAUUAUAAUAUACACAAGAAAGAAAAGAAGCAUAACCAUUGAUAGAUAAACCCACAAAAACAUGAUUUGGUUUUUCUCUCAUUGUCACUCCUUUCUAGGCUCAUUUUAUCCCUUUCCUUUCUCUGCCUAGUUUCAUUGGGGUUUGCAUUUGUAUUAACUCCAACAACAUUAACAAACUGCAGCAUCAACUUAGUUUCUUGUAAUGCCUGCUCAUCUAUUUUUUACCACCUUCUUUUCGGUUUUAGUACUGGCUUCCUCAGCUGUCAACCCUCAAGGCCAGGCUCUUCUGUCAUGGAAGAAGGGAUUAAAAGGCUCCGCGGAGGAUAGUUUACGCGACUGGGACGCGUCCCACGACACUCCCUGCAAGUGGUUUGGCGUUUCUUGUGACCAAAACAAUCAAGUGGUGGAGCUGAGCUUGAAGUAUGUUGAUUUACUUGGAAAUGUUCCGAGUUAUUUUAACGCGUUAGGAUCGUUGAAGAGGCUGGUUUUGUCAGGGACGAAUCUCACCGGUUUGAUCCCGAAAGAGAUUGGUGGCCUUCAAGAGCUGGUUCAUUUGGACUUGAGUGACAAUGCAUUGACAGGUGAAAUCCCAAGUGAGAUUUGCCACUUGCCUAAGCUUCAACAACUUCUUCUCAAUUCAAACCAUCUUGAAGGAUCGAUACCAGAUGAAAUAGGCAAUCUUUCGAGUUUGAUUUGGUUGAUUCUUUAUGAUAAUCAAAUCAGCGGUGCAAUUCCAAGUACUAUAGGAAACUUGAAGAAGCUUCAAGUGAUUAGAGCUGGUGGCAACAAAAAUCUUGAAGGUCCAUUACCACAAGAACUCGGAAACUGCACCGACUUGUCUUUGAUAGGCCUUGCGGAAACAAGCAUAUCAGGAUUCUUGCCUCCCACUCUAGGCCUCCUCAAGAAACUCGAAACUCUUGCCAUCUACACUUCACUUCUCUCCGGUCCAAUCCCUCCUGAGCUCGGUGACUGCACCGAGCUCCAGAACAUCUACUUAUACGAAAACUCAUUAUCCGGAUCAAUUCCAAAACAUCUUGGAAAUCUAAAGAACCUUCAGAACCUCUUGCUGUGGCAGAACAACUUAGUCGGCACUAUUCCCCCAGAGCUCGGAGACUGUACACAAUUGCUCGUCAUCGACAUCUCAAUGAACACAUUAACAGGAAGCAUUCCCACAACAUUUGGAAACUUGACCUUGUUACAAGAAGUUCAAUUGAGCGUCAAUCAAAUAUCCGGUCCAAUUCCAGCUCAAUUAGGCAACUGUCGAGGCCUUACUCACAUCGAGCUCGACAACAACCAACUGAUCGGUUCAAUUCCUUCAGAAUUCGGGAACCUCGAGAACCUCACCUUAUUGUUCCUAUGGCAAAAUCAGCUCCAAGGCGAAAUUCCUGCCUCCUUAUCAAAUUGUCAUAACCUCGAGGCUAUCGACUUGUCGCAAAAUGCACUGACAGGUCCGAUUCCCAAAGGCAUUUUCCAGUUACAAAAUCUCAACAAAUUCUUGCUCUUGUCAAACAACUUAUCUGGUGUAAUACCACCGGAGAUCGGAAACUGCUCGUCGCUUAUUCGAUUAAGAGCAAACGACAACAAGCUGACCGGAUCAAUUCCGCCGCAGAUAGGGAAUUUGAAGAACAUCAAUUUUCUCGAUCUCGGAUCCAAUCGUCUCAGCGGAGUAAUUCCACCGGAGAUCUCCGGUUGCCGGAAUCUCACAUUUCUGGACUUACAUUCAAAUUCAAUCGCCGGAAUUUUGCCGCCAAAUUUGAAUCAGCUCAAUUCUCUCCAAUUCUUAGACGUAUCGGAUAACAUGAUAGAAGGAGGAUUGAAUCCGAGUCUCGGCUCGUUGAACUCACUCACCAAACUCGUUCUCGCGAAGAACCGAAUAUCCGGUCCGAUUCCCGAUCAACUCGGUUCGUGUUCAAAGCUUCAGUUAGUUGAUUUAAGUACUAAUCUUCUCUCCGGUGAAAUUCCGGCGAGUAUUGCGAAGAUUCCAGGUCUUGAGAUAGCAUUGAAUCUCAGCUGGAACAAACUCUCCGGCGAGAUUCCCUCUGAAUUCGGUGAGUUAGAUAAGCUUGGAGUGUUGGAUCUCUCGCACAAUUCUCUCUCCGGAGAUCUUAAAUAUCUCGCGGAUCUUCAAAAUCUGGUGGUACUCAAUAUCUCGCAUAAUAAUUUCUCAGGCCACGUGCCGGAUACUACAUUCUUCUCGAAACUCCCACUGAGUGUCCUAGCCGGCAAUCAGGCUCUGUGUUAUUCUGGUAAUCAAUGUCCUGACGAUAAAUUUGGAUCUUCAAAACACGGUGGUGCCAGAGUGGCAAUGAUUGUGCUAUUGUGCGCGGCGUGCGCAUUACUGUUAUCUGCUCUCUAUAUCAUCCUAGCUGGAAGAAAACAGGACCGCAAGUCCCACGACAACGACCUCGAAAGCCAAGAUGAUGUGGAAUUGGGGCCCCCUUGGGAAGUUAUGUUGUAUCAGAAGCUCGACUUGUCGAUUGCUGAUGUGGCAAGAAGUUUGAUAGUUAACAAUGUGAUAGGUCGAGGCCGGACUGGAGUUGUUUACCGUGCAACAAUUUCAUCAGGGCUGGUGAUCGCGGUUAAAAGAUUUAGAGCGUCGGAGAAAGUGUCAGCGUCAGCAUUUUCGUCUGAAAUUGCCACGCUGGCACGUAUCCGACACAGGAAUAUUGUGAGGCUAUUGGGAUGGGCAGCUAACAGAAAGACAAAGUUGCUGUUUUAUGAUUAUUUGGGGAAUGGUACAUUGGGUUCAUUUUUACAUGAAAACAAUGGAGGAGUGGUGGAUUGGGAAAUUCGGUUCAAGAUUGCGUUAGGGGUUGCUCAGGGCUUGGCUUACUUGCACCAUGAUUGUGUACCAGCGAUUCUCCACCGCGAUGUGAAGGUGCAGAAUAUACUUUUAGGAGACCGGUAUGAGCCAUGUUUAGCGGACUUUGGCCUUGCCAGGCUCGUGGAAUAUGACCAUGGUUCGUUUUCUGCCAAUCCGCAAAUUGCAGGAUCUUACGGCUACAUGGCUCCAGAAUAUGGUUCCUCUGUCAAGAUCACUGAGAAGAGCGAUGUCUACAGCUACGGUGUGGUCUUGCUUGAAAUCAUAACAGGGAAGGAACCGGUUGUACCAACAUACCCGGAAAGCCAACAUGUCAACCAAUGGGUCCGCGCUCACUUGAAAAGAAAGCAAGAUCCAGUUGACAUCAUAGAUGCAAAGCUUCAAGGCCACCCUGAUGCACAGAUACAAGAAAUCAUACAGGCUCUCGGGAUAGCUCUUCUAUGCACCAGUGAACGCGCAGAGGAUCGCCCCACAAUGAACGAUGUUGCCACAUUAUUGAAAGAGAUACGUCAUGAUUCACCUGCUGGAAAUGAAGCCAUCAAGCCUGCAGCCAGCAAGUUGCUGUCGAAAACAUCGGAUGUUGCAUCAUAUACUUCCACCUCAGUGACGCCAGCUCAGUUGAUGCAAUUCAAAGGGUCAUCAAAUUCCUCUCUGGCUUACUCAUCAUCCUCUGCAAACUAUCCCUCCAGGAAUUAAUCAGCAUUAGUGUUUUUUAUUAGGAUUAUAUUAUAUAGUUAGCAGAGUUGCUUAAGUAUUGCGUUUGUAAAGAGAUUUAAUUAGGAAAGUGUUCUGCACUAGAGAGCCCAAGUAUAAGAAAAAUGAUCGUAUAACCACCUAACAGUAAUGUUCUCCCUAACUAGUGCAUGAAGCCAUUUCUUUAUAUUAAUAAAACCUCUAGCAGAUGUUACUGACC